Cyphellophora attinorum is the source of this 975-nucleotide messenger RNA. RefSeq lists its product as uncharacterized. The coding region runs from base 1 to 975 and encodes 324 amino acids. NCBI's taxonomy places the organism in Eukaryota, Fungi, Ascomycota, Eurotiomycetes, Chaetothyriales, Cyphellophoraceae. The record is from RefSeq and is a predicted model, not a curated record. The transcript is spliced from 2 exons.
AUGUCUGCGAUCCAGAAGCCAAACACCCCCAAGAAAAUGAUAUCCAGACCCGUCCUUCAAGCCGACGUCCGUUGCGCAUCCGAUGACCCAUUCGAGAAGGACUACAUCAACAAUCCCAUGGACCGUCCCGACAUCAAAGGUCAUUACAACAACAAGACCAAAAUCGAGGCCGCUCAUCAAGAAAUUGCCAGAUCGCCAGCGAUCCUUGAUGUCUUUGGUGAAGACAAGCGCAAGAAGUUGAAGCAGAACACCUCCGAGAAGCAGCUGCACAAGGAUCUGAGACUCGCUACCACGGAGCCCGCCAUACUCGCCAUGAAGGCUCUCGAGGAAAGCAAGAAGGAAGAGGAGAAGGCCGCCGUGGAAGCUCUCAAGCCCAGCUAUGAUGGAGAGAACAAGAUUAUCUUUGAGCCUGGCCCGAAACCUAAUCUCCCGGACGUUGAUGCUGUCACCGAAGAGGAGCGCAAAGCUGUGAUCAAUGCUGCGAAAGCGGAGGUCAAAGGGGUGCAGGACAAGCUCACUGAGGUGCAGAAGAAGAUUUCGAAACGCGAAGAAGCAGACUUCAAGGCCCUCAUAGCCGAAUCCUUCCGUUGCGUUCCCGAUCCUGAGAAUCUUCAGAAGUAUGGCCCGACCACUGCGCACUGUCCCAAGGUAUCUCGUGUCAAGAUCGAACUGCGAGAGGCUGUAGCCAAAGCAACGUACCAGGCCCAUCGCGAGGUCUUCGAGCGGUACAUUUCCGACCCCCACAGACUCACAGCCGCCCUGAUCAAGUACCACAAGCUGUUCCGGCACAAGGAUUUCACCAUCUUCGCCCUCAAAGACCUCAAGGCUAGUACGAAAGCCAUCGGGGAAACCAACCACAUGAUCAAGAAAUUCGAAUCUGCUGGGCCCCCUAGUCCUUCUACAGGGAAGGGCACCAACAAGGAUAUGGCAACGGACGACAUCUUCCAUGAUGGCGCACCCAACGGCACCAAUUGA